Myzus persicae (green peach aphid) is the source of this 1917-nucleotide messenger RNA. Its product is annotated as zinc finger protein 664-like. Lineage: Eukaryota; Metazoa; Arthropoda; Insecta; Hemiptera; Aphididae. The transcript has 4 exons. The coding region runs from base 97 to 1359 and encodes 420 amino acids. Gene Ontology annotation, biological process: regulation of transcription by RNA polymerase II. The record is from RefSeq and is a predicted model, not a curated record. Gene Ontology annotation, molecular function: DNA-binding transcription factor activity; RNA polymerase II cis-regulatory region sequence-specific DNA binding.
GCAGGUUGUGCCUUAUGCAGAGACUUACGAGGUUGCAACUUUGUCAUUAUAUGAUACCAAAAAGUGAAUGUCCAAUCACAAUGCGGUUUGAUCAACAUGGCACUACAUACAACAUACCUGAUAAUGUGCAUCUACAGAAACUAUUAUGCCUUAAGAUUUUCCACAUUUACUAUAGAAGAGUUAAGAACAACAAUUAUGGAUUCCGAGAUGAAUUCCAAUGAUCCUUAUAUGAUAAUUCCACUCAUAGGAAGUAUUAAACAGGAAUUCAUUAGCCCAACAGAUCAGAAUGAAGAUAAUCUAUUACAAGAAAGAACGAUAUGUAAAACUGAAGUAAAAGAAAAUGAAAACGAUACUAAAAUAAAAAUUGAAAGAGAUGUUAUUGAUGGUUAUGAAUUUAUAGGAACAGUGGUUACUGAAGAAAACUCUUCACAACUCAUUGCGGAUAUGAAUUCAGACAUAACACCUAGAUUAAAACAUGUGAAGAAUCAUAUCAAAAAAAGAGUUAAGUCGUUAAUUUGUGAUAUAUGUAAAAAAUCAUAUUAUAAUAAAUUAACUCUAAUAAAACAUUUACUACGUCAUAAAACAAAAAAACACCUGGAAUGUACCAUCUGUGAAAAAAGGUUUUCUGUGGUAACAGACCUUACUAGGCAUAUAAGAACACACACUGGAGAAAAACCAUAUAAAUGCGAUAUAUGCGACCAAAGAUUUUCUCAGAAUGGAGCUUUAAAAACCCAUACAAUGACACAUACCAAAGAAAGGCCAUAUAAAUGUGGUACCUGUGGUAAAGGAUUUUCUACGUCUUCACAACUAAAACGCCAUAUCAGGAUACAUACUGCUGAAAAGCCAUUCAAAUGCAAUGUUUGCGAUGCACGAUUUUCUAUAGCAUCAAAUUUAACAAGGCAUAAAAAGUCACAUACUGGAGUACAACCGUACAAAUGUGAUAUUUGUGAUCAAAGAUUUACUCAGAAUGCAUCUUUAAAAAUCCAUUUAUUGAGACAUAACAGAGAAAUGCCACAUAAAUGUGAUAUCUGCGGUAAAGGGUUUUUUACAACAUCAGAAUUAACAAGCCAUUAUAGGACUCAUACUGCAGAGAAGCCUUAUAAAUGUGAUAUUUGUGAUAAACGGUUUUCCUUAGCAUCAAAUUUAUCAAGGCAUAUAAAAAUACAUACCGGGGAAAAGCCAUUCAAAUGUAGUAUCUGUGACCGAAAAUUUUCUGAGAAAGCAAAUCUAACACAGCAUUAUAAAAGGAUACAUAACGAAAAAAAGAUAUUUCAAUGUAAUAGUUGUGAUAAAAGGUUUUCAAAAGCAUCAACAUUAAAAAUGCAUAAAAAAAUACAUACAGGAAAAAAAGCCCGUUGAAAAUGUAACGAUUGUUAUAAAACGUUUUCUUGUAAAUAUUCUAUAAUAUAUACUAUAUAUAUACUUUAAGCCAUAUAAAUGUAGUAAGCAUCUAUGAUUAAUUUUUAUUUCAAAAAGUACAAUUAAAAAAGACAUAUUUUUACUCAUGCUUGAGAGAGGAGUUAAGGACAUUGGAUUUUGUUCAUUAAAAUGUUUAGUUUUUAAAUAUUUUUUUUUUUAAUAUCGCUGUAGAUGCGCAUAUUCGAAUAGUGUAUAUUGAUAAUAAUAUGUUAUUGAUGUUUAAAUCUUAAUUUGUCUUUUUUAGUGUAAAAACAAAUAUGUUUAGAUUUACUUAAAUGAUAAAAGUUAAAUUAUUACUAAAACAACCUUUAUUUACAAUGUAUAGAAUAUUAUAUAACCUGAAUCAGGUAUAAUAUGCUGUUAUAGCAUGAAUAUUAAUUAUGAAGGUCAGGGCUGAGGACUUCUAGUAUUUAAAAUGUCUAUUGUCGUAAGAAUUUGCACCUAAGAGAAACUAUGUUGUUGCUGUCGUACCUACACGAGGCCUAGUAGGUAAAAAAA